AUGCGCAACCUCAAAAACGUGCGUCUCCAGGAGACGCGAGUCGAGGGUGACCUUCCCUUGACUGCUACUGCCUGGGACACUUCUUCGGAUUCUAUCGUGUGUACCUUUGGCCCAUCCCAGUACAGCCCGGUCAUCGAGCUCAGAAGGAAGCGCCCUGAGGUCGUUUCCGCGGAGCCGUUAAGCCCCAAUGAGUUUGAGUGCAUUGCAUCUUGGGAUGCACCAUGCCCAUUGCCGGACUUGCCAUGCGAUCGAGUCCUCUCUCUGCACUAUUUUGCGGAUAAUUUGACUGCCUGUCUGGUGCUGGAGGGCGGUGAUAUUAUCAUGGUGCGCGAGGAGCCCCUCGAAGGAGAGGACAAGAUCGAGAUUCUUGGCUCAGUCGAUGUGGGAAUCUCAGCUGCGGCGUGGUCUCCUGAUGAGGAGCUGUUGGCUAUCACAACCAGAGCCAACACUUUCCUGUACAUGACCAGGGAAUUCGAAAAUGUGGCUGAAAUCACCUUCUCCCAGGCUGAUAUGCAGGCUUCGCAACAUGUCUCUGUUGGAUGGGGUAAAAGGGAGACGCAGUUCCAAGGUAAAAGGGCCAAGGCUAUGCGAGACCCUACCGUCCCAGAGAAGGUAGAUGCAGGCAUUCUGAGCGCUUAUGAUGAUGCCAGCACGACAAUUAGCUGGCGCGGUGAUGGAGCUUAUGUUGCUGUGAAUACUGUCGAAGAGGGUGCACGUCGCGUUAUCAGAGUCUACUCCAGAGAAGGCACCUUGGAUAGCGUGAGCGAACCGGUCGAUGGUCUCGAGGGUGCUCUCAGUUGGCGUCCGUCAGGGAACCUCAUUGCAGGAAUUCAACGAUUAGAAGACAGAAUUGAUGUUGUGUUCUUCGAAAGAAACGGUCUUCGCCAUGGCCAAUUUACUCUUCGCUUGACCGAGGAGGAACGCCAAACCUGGGCAUCGCGCAUUCUCUUGUCAUGGAACAUCGACUCCACAGUGCUUGCAGUCCGGUUUACAGACCGAGUUCAGCUUUGGACAACAGGCAAUUACCACUACUAUCUGAAGCAGGAGAUUCCUAUUGCGGUUGACCCCAUGUCAAUGAACCAAUACUCCUUUGAGUGGCACCAAGAAAAGGCUCUGCGGGUUGUUGCUGGGUCAUCUGGCUCUAUUUUGGACAUAGAUUAUGUGUUUGAUAUCCACCAUGGCUCUACUGUGAUUCCAGAUGACGUUGGUGCCGUAGCUGUUAUUGAUGGAAAAAACUUGAAAUUUACUCCACUAAGACUGGCUGGUGUGCCACCUCCCAUGGCCCACAAUGAACUGAAACUAGAGUCCAACGUUGUUGAUGUGGCGUUCAGCAAGUCUGGUAGCCGAAUUGCAGUGCUAAUGCAAUCGAGGUUCUCGAUUUUCCUCUGGUCUCUGAAGAGUCGCCCAGUUCCUAUGCCGAUUCUUGAGUCUAGCUAUCCUUUGUCCGAUGCUGCUGAUAGCAGACCUCGACAAAUCGCCUUCGUGGAUGACAACGAGGUGUAUGUGCUAAAGGACAGUUCGCCAAACACAAGUCAUAUUGAGCAGACCAGCUUGGAGACUCGGGAAACUCGUGUUGUCUAUCAGGCAUCUGAGUCCGAGCAGCUAUCAUCCAUGUUUGCUGGAAUUGGACACCGGGCUUUGUGGUUCUCACACGCGCGUCAGCCCAGUCAUCCUGUUACCUACUCAACUAUCGAGCUGAUUGAGGGUGGUGAGAUUGUUACUCCUUGGGCCGAGGGCCCCAAUGUUGACACUCACUGGGCCAAAGCUGUUUCGAUUUCAGAUACCGAGCGAAUCUUAAUAACGAUGACACGGACCGGUGGUCUGUACGCCAAUAAGCGGGUUCUUGCGAAGAACUGCACCUCCUUCUUGGUGACUCCAUCGCAUCUCUUGUUUACCACAUCUCAACAUUUACUGAAAUUUGUUCAUCUAAACCACGUGGACGAUAUGGAAGUGCCCGAGGAUACCCCGGAAACAGAUGAAAGAUGCAGAAGUCUUGAGCGUGGAUCAAAGCUCGUAUCUGUGAUGCCGUCGGUAUUUGGUGUCGUUCUUCAGGCGCCCCGAGGCAACAUUGAGACUAUCUACCCCCGUGCUCUAGUCUUGGCAGGUAUUCGAACCUUCAUCGACCAGAAGAAAUACCGCUCUGCAUUCUUGGCGUGUCGUAGCCAGAUGGUGGACUUGAACAUUCUCCAUGACUACGCCCCGCAGCAGUUCUUGGAGAACAUCCAGCUUUUUGUUGAGCAGGUCAAGAAAGUUGAAUUCAUCGACGACUUUCUCUCUCGUCUCAGCGAGGAGGAUGUCUCACAAACACUGUACAAAGAUACACUCAAGAUUUCCACGAAUGAGUCUGCCGUUGUUGCUCAGCCAAAUGCUCCCACUGUGCCCGCUCUCAAACCCACCAACAAAGAGGGCAAGAUCAACACUAUCUGCAAUGCUUUCUUGGAGGUUCUGCAAAAUCGCCUGGAUACAAAUCUACAAAACCUGAUCACUGCCCACGUCUGCAAGUCACCACCCGAUCUGGAAGCUGGCUUAGGACUUGUUGCACGUCUAAGGACCGAAAACCCAGAACAGGCCGAUGGUGCUAUUGAGCACAUGUGCUUCUUGACGGAUGCGAACCGUCUCUACUCUCACGCACUUGGAAUUUACGACCUCGAGCUCACUCUUUUGGUUGCCCAACAGGCCCAGAUGGACCCCAGAGAAUAUCUUCCUUUCCUGCGCAAGCUGCAGCAAUUGCCUGAGACUCGCCGUCAAUUUGAGAUUGACAACCACCUUUCCCGCUUCACCAAGGCCCUGAAGCAUCUUUUCACUCUGGGAGCUCAUGAAGAGAUCCUCGGGUAUGUUACCAAGCACGUCUUAUACAGUGAGGCCCUUGAGCUUUACAAAUACCACCCAGAGCAGCAGAAAGAAAUCACGCAUCUCUAUGCCGACUAUCUCUCGGGCGAAUCUAAACACAAGGAUGCCGCAAUUGCCUACGAGUCACUGGAGGUGUAUAGUGAGGCUUAUAAAUCUUACCACCUGGCUCAUAUGUGGCGGGAGUCUCUGUACUGUGCCAUGAUGGCUUCACUGUCCGAGGAAGAGUUGACUGCGCAUAUUAAUGACCUCAUCCUGACUCUUGAAGAGGCUCGCGACUUUGUGUCUGCAGCAACUGUCCACGCGGAUCACCUGCAUGACAUUGAAACAGCUGCGCAGCUUCUGUGCCGGGGCUCGAAGUUUGCCGAUGCCGCCCGUCUGCUGACGCUGCACGGCAAGAAGGACCUGGUCGCAGGAAUCGUCGACACCGGACUGGCGGAGGCAAUGGGCUCAAUGACCGAUCUGCUCGCCGACUGCAAAUCCCAGCUCAAUGCCCAGGUGCCUCGUGUCCGCGAAUUGCGCCUGCUUCGCGCUGCAGACCCUCUGGCCUUCUACGGAGGUGACCCUACAGGUGGCGAAGGUGGUAUCGAUAUCCCCGAUAACGUUUCCCUAGCCCCCACGGAAGCGACAACACUGGCCGGACGCACCAUGUUUACGCGCUAUACCGGGAAGACUUCAUCCUCCCGUCACACCUCCAAGACUCGUCGCCGUGAAGAGCGUAAACGAGCCAAGGGUAAGAAGGGUACGGUCUACGAGGAGGAAUACUUGGUUAAUAGUAUCCGACGACUCAUGGAACGAGUCAACUCCGCUGUCAACGAGGCAGAGGCACUUGUGGAUGCCCUGCUGCGUCGUGGCAUGCGCGAACGUGCAGCUGCCGUCGAGAAAGCACUGGAAGAUGUGUUGAAGAUGUGCGCAGAUUGCCGCGAGGACGUGUUUGAAAUUGCGGCUGCGCCACCAAAGAAGGACGAGGACGAAGAUGACGAGGGACCGGAAAUCCAGAUUACUUCCGGGUCUCGCGUUCUUGAGGAAAGUAUGGCAGCGAUCGCCACAGGUGGGGUUGCCCGGAAAGAGGCGCCUGUUGUGAAGGUGAUUAAAAAGUCUUCCUUGCUGGCUUAG
Molecule: messenger RNA, 3963 nt
Organism: Penicillium pulvis
Lineage: Eukaryota; Fungi; Ascomycota; Eurotiomycetes; Eurotiales; Aspergillaceae
Product: Elongator subunit IKI3
Exons: 6
Coding region: 1-3963 (1320 amino acids)
Biological process (GO): tRNA wobble base 5-methoxycarbonylmethyl-2-thiouridinylation
Cellular component (GO): elongator holoenzyme complex; cytosol
Molecular function (GO): tRNA binding
Source: RefSeq, a predicted model, not a curated record